AUGACAGAAACACGAAAAAAGUCGUCCGUCUUGGAGAUGGAGAAGCUGACACAGAUUCUGGAAGAAGGUAUACCAGUCCGUCGUAUAAAGAAUAACAAAGUAGAUGGGAUUACUGUGCUGGCAGUGGAAGGUGCAGCUCUGUUAAAGUACAAAGCGUUUAACUCGAUUGUCAAUAGGAUUCGCUUUAAAUGUGCUCCAAAACAGAAAUUGGUGGAUGUGGAUAAUGUGAUUGAAGUGAGGGAAGGUUACAACUCUGAUGGACUUCACGCGGCUUCGAAGCAUUUCAAGUUUCAACAGCGAUGUCCAGUAGGUUUAUAAUUUAAGUUUUAAUGAGGUUUUGUCUUUUACAUUGUGAGAACACUAUUUAAGACACAAAAGUUAUCUACAAAUGAGGUAUGACGUAUAAACUAGCACAACACAGUGAACAAUUAAGCUGAACUGUCUUCAUCCGCAUAUUAUGUUAACUUUUUUUGAUUAAACUAGUAAAAUAAGCCAAAGCUAAUAUUUAUACUGAUAUAUUGUAGGAAUCCAAUUGUUUUUCUAUUAUUUACAAACAUCCAAAGUUUGUAUGCAAAUCCAUAGACUUUGCUUGUGAUCACGGCGAGAGUAGGACGUUGUGGGUUAAUUCAUUCAGAACCUUCUUGGUCAGACGGCCCAGAGAUGCGGUGACGUUUGAUGAGAAGUUAUGGCUAUCACGCAACUUCAAAGAAGCUGAUCUCAACAAAAAUGGUAGGACGUUGUUUUGGAGAUUUAAAUUAGGAAAAAAUGGAGUAUUGUUAAUUAAUUAGACUUAUUAAGUUGUUAAAACAAUUCAGGGUAUUAUAGCUAUGCAAAUUUGCUUUGAAAGUGGGUACAUAAUUAGUUGAACAAUUCGACAGAUAAAUUAUAAUAAAUUUUUCCAGGAGAAAUCGCAUUCAGCGAGCUAUGGAAGCUAUUGAAGCAACUGAACCUGCAAAUGAGCGAACAAUAUGUCAAGGCAUUGUUUAAAGUAAGCAGUUUGAAUUUAAAAAACUUAAACAUGAAUCAUUUGUUUAUAUUUGAAUGAAUUUGCAUUAAUUUUCCAUUCCAGCAAGUACUUGAGACAAAGCAAAAGCACAACAAAGCACUGGACGAAACGGAGUUUUUCGAAUUGUUUCGUAUCUUAACCGACCUGCCAGAGUACCGAAAUGCUUUGAGACAAGCGAAUCCAGAUGGGGAGGAGAGUUUGCACGCCAAACAAUUGGCAGAGUUUCUGAAAACUGAACAAAAUGUAAGUAAUGGGCUUUCGGCAAGCGCGUAUUUUACAAAAAAAAAUUUUUACUGUACUAUAUUUUAAAACUUUUACAGUUUGAUGAUGUUGACGAGUCAAAAGCUCUGGAUAUCAUCAAAAAGUACGAGGUUAUAGAAGAUACGGAAGAAAAGGACAUUAAGCUUACCAUCAAUGGUAAGAAUUUAUAUUAUUUACAUUAUUUAAUGAAUUUUGUUUGAAAAUGACAGUGAUUUGCAUAUAAGUUUUAUUAAAAGAUUAAGGUCUUUACAGGCAAUCAUGAAAAAUUUUAUCUUCAGGAUUCCGUCGCCUACUACAAAGUCGGUAUGGUUUCAUAAUGAAGCCGAACCACGAAACGGUGUUCCAAGACAUGGAUCAGCCUUUGAGUCAUUACUUUGUCAAUUCAAGUCACAAUACCUACUUGACUGGAUUACAGGUCAGAGGAAACGCUACUGUAGAAGGCUACAUAAGUGCUUUGAAAAAUGGAGCUAGACUACUGGAAUGUGAGUAUAUCUUGUGAUACUAUAAGGAUAACAGGGCGAUCAGGGAAAUAGUAAUAAGAGUCUCGGUUACAUUGUUUAUCACUAUAAAUUUUUAUGUUUUUUUAUAUAUAUGUAUGACAAUGGCGUGUUUCAGUGGACAUUUUUGAUGGUGAACAUGGAGAACCUCAAAUUACUCACAAACGAACCCUGAUAGCAGCAAUCAGCUUGAGGAAUGUUGUGAAAUGUAUUGCUCAAUAUGCCUUUGAAUCCAACCCAUACCCGGUUAUAUUAACCUUGGAGAAUCAUGCUGGUCAUGCUCAACAGAAGGUCAUGGCCGACAUCUUUGAAGAGGUACCGUUUUCUACUCUGAUACUAACUUAUAGUAAAACUGACUACAGUAUAGCCAAUAUAUAGUACUUUAUAUAGAAAUUGUGGGAUAAUGAUCUUAUACCUCGUUUAAGGUUUACCUUUAGUUGAUAUAAUAACCUUCUUUUAGUUAGUGCCGUAGUAUCAAAUAACAAACGUAAUAUGUACAACAAAGCUUUACAGAUUCUGGGCGACAAACUGUAUAUACCUCCAGAAGAUGCGGCUACGAAGCCAUUGCCAUCUCCAGAUAAACUCAAAAACAAGAUUUUACUGCGCGGUAAAACCAUCCAAACCCCAGUAUCUACUCCAGAAGACGAAGAAGCAGAAACUCCAGAAGAGCAGAAGCUACCAAGAUCUCCUAUACAUCCAUCUAUUGGAAGGUUGAUAGCGUUACCUUCAGUAAAGUUGACUACAAACAUCUACGCUGAUGUACAGGAUCGUAAGUGCUAAUUUUUAUCUUACAAUUUACAUUUACUAUAUUUAAAAGCGGCAUCUGAAUUUUAAAUACGUUACAAAGCGCUAUAUAUAAGUAAAAGACACUACUUUAUUAUUAUUAAAUCGAUAACAUAUAAAUAUGCCUUCAGACCCCCUAAACGGAUCUCCAUCGUUAUCAGAAAGCAAAGUUCUUACUCUUCUUGAAGCCGGAGCUCCCUUAGGCACUUAUACUGCCAAGAGGUUUGUUAAGUCAUACCCAAAAGGUAUCCGACAAGACUCCUCAAACAUGCAUCCAGUAGCCUCAUGGAUCUGUGGCAUCCAAUCUGUAGCCAUGAAUCUCCAAACUACAGGCGAAGAGAUGGACCUGGUCAGUGGAAUGUUCUCUAUCAAUGGAAAGACGGGUUAUGUAUUGAAGCCGAGCCUUUUACUAGAUGGACUAGAUCCUAGGAUUGAGUGUCAGUCCAGGAGUUACACGGUAAUUAGAGUUGGAGUCAUUUGUGCCCAAUAUCUACCUAAAGCCGAGCCUGGACAUGACAUUGUGGAUCCGUAUGUCAGCCUAGAAGUGUUUGGCAUACCUGGUGACGAAUAUAAGGCAAAGACAAAGGCUAUCAGGAAUAAUGGUAAGGAUUCACGUGAGGUUAUACUACUACGAAGUAGUAUCAAAUAGCAAACUUAAGAUAGUACGACAAAGCUUUUUAGAUAUGUUAUAUUAAAGUACUCUUUUAAGAUUCAAAUUAAAACGUAAGUUGUGAUGUAAACAAUAUUUUAGGCUUUAACCCAGUAUGGAACGAGGAUUUCACAUUUAAAAUCAAGUGCCCCGAAUUGGCAAUGAUCAAGUUUACUGUGAAAGACUUUGACUCGACCAGUAGUAAUGACUUUGUUGGUGUGUAUUCUCUCCCUGUCUCAAGUAUUCGACCUGGUAAGCAAAUCCGUUUGUGUUAUUGCUAUUACAUGACCGUUAUUUUCAAGAUGGCAAAUUCUUAUUACAUAUAUGUCUGUUAUUUUCAAUAUGACAAAUUCAGGCUACUCUCACAUCCGCUUGAACACUGGCUUCGAACAUUCUCCAGACGACGCGGCUUCGAUCUUCGUUAGAAUCGAGUUUGACAAAGAUUGA
Messenger RNA from Bursaphelenchus okinawaensis, 3643 nucleotides. The record is from the annotation of a GenBank genome assembly. NCBI's taxonomy places the organism in Eukaryota, Metazoa, Nematoda, Chromadorea, Rhabditida, Aphelenchoididae.